Osmerus eperlanus (European smelt) is the source of this 1581-nucleotide messenger RNA. RefSeq names its product fumarylacetoacetate hydrolase (fumarylacetoacetase) (gene fah). Bases 10 to 1350 code for a protein of 446 amino acids. Gene Ontology annotation, biological process: homogentisate catabolic process; L-phenylalanine catabolic process; L-tyrosine catabolic process. The record is from RefSeq and is a predicted model, not a curated record. The transcript has 15 exons. Gene Ontology annotation, molecular function: fumarylacetoacetase activity. Lineage: Eukaryota; Metazoa; Chordata; Actinopteri; Osmeriformes; Osmeridae.
UCCUGUCCAAUGGCAGCGGUCAACAUCUGGAAGCGUUUACUCACUCUGCUGCUUACUUUGAAAAGUAUCCCGGAGUACAACUGCAACUUGAAAAUGUCUUUCGUAAAAGUUGACGGAAAUUCAGAUUUUUCCUACCAUAAUUUACCGUACGGAGUGUUUUCCACACCGGAUAAUCCCAGACAUCGAAUUGGUGUUGCUAUUGGAGAUCAGGUAUUGGACCUGAGUGUGAUUAAGUCAUUCUUCAAUGGACCCUGCCUGUCCGCACGCCAGGAUGUGUUCGAUCAGCCGACCCUGAACGCGUUUAUGGGUGUCGGUCAUGAGGCCUGGCGAGAAGCCCGCAGAACCGUGCAAACGCUGCUGUCUGCUAACGAGACCACGCUGAGAGAUGACGCCAACCUCCGGAGCAGAGCAUUUGUGCCUCUGAGUUCAGUCAAGAUGCAUCUUCCUGCUGAGAUAGGUGACUACACGGAUUUCUACUCCUCCAAAGACCAUGCCACUAAUGUGGGCAUCAUGUUCCGAGGGAAGGAGAACGCCUUGAUGCCCAACUGGUUGAGGCUGCCAGUGGGCUACCACGGCAGAGCGUCCUCAGUGGUGGUGUCUGGGACACCCAUACGCAGACCGUCGGGCCAGAUGAGACCAGACCCAUCCAACCCUCCUGUAUUUGGACAGUCCAAGCAGCUGGACAUUGAGCUUGAGAUGGCCUUCUUCGUAGGGGGAGGUAACCGUCUGGGAGAGCCCAUCCCCAUAGACAAGGUCCACCAACACAUCUUUGGCAUGGUGCUAAUGAACGACUGGAGUGCCAGAGAUAUCCAGGCAUGGGAGUAUGUCCCUCUUGGGCCUUUCCUGGGGAAGAACUUUGGGACCACCAUCUCCCCCUGGGUGGUCCCCAUGGAAGCCCUGAUGCCCUUCGCUGAGCCCAACGCUCUGCAGGACCCCGAGCCCCUCCCCUACCUACGCCAUGACGACGCCUACACCUUCAACAUUAACUUGUUUGUGUCAGUGAAAGGAGAGGGCAUGAGGGAGGCAGCCACCAUAUGCAAGUCCAACUUCAGGUAUAUGUACUGGACUAUGAAGCAACAGCUGGCCCACCACACAGUCAACGGCUGCAAUGUCAGACCAGGAGACCUGCUGGCCUCCGGAACUAUCAGUGGACCUGACCCGGAGAGUUUUGGCUCCCUGCUGGAGCUGUCCUGGAGGGGCUCCAAGAGCAUCGACCUGGGAGGAGGGGAGACCAGGACGUUCCUCAGGGAUGGGGACCAGGUGACCAUCACAGGUUACUGUGAAGGUAAUGGGUACAGGGUAGGUUUUGGGCCCUGUGUGGGCUCCAUACUCCCAGCCCUGCAGCCUUGAGGGGUUCACUUCAGAUCUGCCUUCCCUGGGAGCCUGGAGACGACUUCAACCACUGCUCUCGGUCACUCUCCAGGAUGAUGUCUGAGUUUUGUCAUUGAUUGUUACUGACUUGCUGUUGACUGGAGAAGGAUUGUAGCUUUGUCAUUCCAGCAUUGUGUUACCAGAAACAGUAUUAUGUUCCCUACUGGUUUAUGUGUUUGGGAGCUUAAAUAUAAGAAGUGAAAGAAAGCC